AUGAUGCUCGAAGCUGGCCACCACGCCUACAUCUUCGACAUCGAUGAAGACGAGCUCGAGCAUACUACCAAGGUUCAUCUCAAACAGUACUACGCCGACGGCAGGCUUGGUUCGGCGAUCUGCGACCUUCGCAAUGUCGACGACAUUCGUGCCAAAGUCAAAGAGGCGGCCAAGUUCUUUAAUGAUCGUAUUGAUGUCCUGAUCAACAACGGCGGUAUCGCAAGUCCACAGUGGAGGGAUGGCAAGACUAUGGAGGACCUCUCGACCAUCGAUGAGUGGAAAGCGUACAUCGACACCAAUCUUACUGGCCCUUUCGCCAUGUCUCAAGCUUGCAUUCCGUACAUGAAGGCACGAGCAUCUGAUUUCGAGCAUGGUGCGCAUAUCCAGAACGCGAACAAUUCCAGUCCUGCAGGUCCAUGCAUCAUUCACAUUGGCUCCUUCCGUGCACACCAGUCGGAUCCAAACCAGGAGGGGUAUGCUUCAAGCAAGGCGGGUCAACUUGGGUUGAUGCACUCAAUGGCAAUCAGCCUAGGUAGCCUCGGUAUUCGAGUCAAUCUCAUCGCACCUGGACGCAUCAAGGUUGCACAUGAGAGCAAAGAAGGUGACGAGAACGGUGCGGACUGGGCAGGUCAGAUCAGUGAGAAGGACGUGUCUGAUCACCCGACAAACAGAGCUGGAAGACCGAAGGACAUUGCCGACGCUGCACUGUAUCUCAUCGAGGCAGGCUUCGUUACAGGACAGGAUAUCACUGUCGACGGAGGAGCACUACGGAAGAAGAAUGCCUAA
This is a messenger RNA of Alternaria postmessia, 786 nucleotides long. RefSeq lists its product as uncharacterized. The transcript has a single exon. The coding region runs from base 1 to 786 and encodes 261 amino acids. NCBI's taxonomy places the organism in Eukaryota, Fungi, Ascomycota, Dothideomycetes, Pleosporales, Pleosporaceae. The record is from RefSeq and is a predicted model, not a curated record.